CGCUUGUCGUGCCAGCCAGGCUCAUUGACGUCAAUGGAUUUCAGCGAGCACGCCCUACGUGGCCAGGAGGCGGGACCGGCCCCCUUCCCCUCCUCCCCCCAUCCUCACCCGCCAUUGGUGGAAGAGAUCUCCAGCGCGCACAGGCGGGAGCAGCGCACGGCUCCGCUCUGAUUGGUCGCUUUGGACGCCGCUGAUUUGUAAGUGACAGCCUGCCCAAGGACACAAAUUGAUUGCAGUCGAGGCUGGACACACGCAGUCUAGCAGCAGUUCGGCCAUUGUGGCAGUUUUGUUUGGGUAAAGAAAGGGUCGGCGAUGAAUGCAACAAGGAAGGAGACGCGAUAGAAGAUAAAAAGCGUGGAAGAGCAUUUCUGGAUCAUCUUCUGAACCUGCUUUGUAUGCCACCUUUCCCCGUGUUUUCCUCAAUGGACACCAGACCCGCCCACCCUUCUUCCUCCAUGUUGGCGGGCCCGUCCUCCCUGUGGCGGCUGGCCGAGAGGAGGAGCAGGAAGGCUGGCUCAGGGAACAUCUUCAGCAACGUGAACCUGUGGCAGCUCCAGAGGCUGUUCAGGGCGGCGGGGGACCAGGAUGCAGAGCAGAGGGCUCAGCUGGUUUGGGGCCACAGAGAUGAAGCUGAACUUGCUCAGGCCUUGAUAGGACUGAGGGCAAGAAGUCACCGAAGAGGGCUGAGGACUAACGGAAGGGCUGCACUGGGCUCACACUGGCUGCAAGCCUUCAAUCACCUCAGGAUUGGGGAGAGCUCACCAAGCAGCAGUCGUACGGAUCGUGGAGAGGACACUGAUCCUGAAGCACCGAGCAGCCCGGAGUCCGGCAGACACACCUCAGCAGCGACAACAGAAAGAGAAAUGGGGACAAAAAUGGGACUACCUGAGAGCCAGAGUCCUGCAGGGACAUCUGAGAGACCAGCUAGAGCCAGCUCAGGACUGAGGAGAGGAGGAGAGAACAACCCAGAGAGAUACCUCCACCGAAUACUCCACUGACUCGGCUGUCAAAACUGGAGCAAGGCUGAGUUCACUUCCAUGAAAAGUAACUGAUAAGUUCAGCUGUGACCUUACAGUUUCAGGUGAAACUGUGUUGCAAGUUGAAGGAAUAGAAUAGUUCUCAUAUUGCCAUACUAUGUCUGCUCUACUAAUAGCAGAUGGUAGUAUAUUGGCACUGCACUGUUAUGUGCUGGAGACACUUCUCCAAUUGAGUGUUUCAGUCCAAACCACUGACUGGCUCAAUGUGUCUCACAGCUUUUUUUAAAUUUUAUUUUAUAUUGAUUGCCUCUCAAGAAAUGCCUUAUCUGUUUUCCUAAAUUUUUCCUACUAUAGAUACUUCUAAUUAUUACCAAAAUAAAUGUAAUAGGAGUGUAGGUAGUGAUGUGACUAGUUGUUCAGAGAUGUAGAAGUCAAUAACUUUCAGCUUUAACAGAACACUACAUGGCAAAGUCACUUUAAAAAUGGUCCCGGCUCCAUUUUGACCUAUUGAUUCCGUCUGAAUACACUGAUAACAUCACACUCUAGAUGUGUUUAUGAACUGUUGUGUUCGUUUUUUUAUACCACAAAAAGCCAUUUAUGUACUUGCAUAUAAUAUUCUUUAUGUAGCUUAGCUUAAAAUAGAAUUUAAUGUCUUGAUUUUGUAUUUACACUACUCGAAGUCACAAAAAGGAAAAAAUGUUCAAACAUAUAUUAAGUUUUACGUGGUUUGUAUUCAUUAAGGAGAAAUCACUAGAGAGCGAAGAAUGUUUAUUGACGCUGAUGACAGAGAACAAGUAGAGAUUAUACACUGUUCAUGUGACGCAUCCUUGAUAAGAAUAAGAGAUGGGAAGGAUCCUCCUGCUAGUGUUGGACUAAAUAAGGUGCUGUAGUUGAAACGCCUGGAUCACCCUGCUGGAAAAGCUGGCGCUGCAGAAUCAUAUGUCUGAAAUUCAGAAUGACAGAUGCACUGUGACAUUUAAAGAGCAGCAACAGGCCGACUGAUUUGUUCACCACUGUGCUAUUAAAAAUGGAUGAAAGGAUUUUUGACUGAAAAAGAGAGAGGCAGUGGUGGAGCAGAUCAAAGUGUAAAAGCAGGAUGAUGGCAUAAAUUCCCAAUGAAUUACAAGUGAGAGGUUCAAGAUCUUCCUUAGUGAAUUUUCACCAAAGCUUUAUAUUUUAAACUUGAAUUGUCAAAUCGUUAACUGCGUACGGACCAAAAACAGUAAAUUACAAAUCUGAGGUCUCCUUGUGCAGGAGAAGACAAACUUGACAAAGCAAUACUCUCAUAAAAUGUUCAUGGUACCGGUGUGAAACCCUGCUGUGCCUGCGACAAACAAACCUCAGAGAUUGCUGGAAACUUGAAGAAGCUUUUUGAUAAAACUCUUUGAUGUGUCAUUUUUAGUGAUGGUAAAUAAAGCGAGUCUUUGUA
Acanthochromis polyacanthus (spiny chromis) is the source of this 2406-nucleotide messenger RNA. Its product is annotated as arginine vasopressin-induced protein 1. The record is from RefSeq and is a predicted model, not a curated record. Lineage: Eukaryota; Metazoa; Chordata; Actinopteri; Pomacentridae. The transcript is spliced from 3 exons. The coding region runs from base 396 to 998 and encodes 200 amino acids.